Fonsecaea multimorphosa CBS 102226 is the source of this 1848-nucleotide messenger RNA. RefSeq lists its product as uncharacterized. Bases 1 to 1848 code for a protein of 615 amino acids. The record is from RefSeq and is a predicted model, not a curated record. The transcript has 2 exons. Lineage: Eukaryota; Fungi; Ascomycota; Eurotiomycetes; Chaetothyriales; Herpotrichiellaceae.
AUGUCCCGCCUCACCAUAGUUCCAGUACACGACCGCAUUGCAGCGUCAACCGCGCUUUCGGCAUCGCGUAAGCCAUCAUGGUAUCCCUCACCACCAUCUCACAGUUGGCGUACGAUUUUGACUCUCGAACAGGUCUACAGCUGGGAUCCUCACCGAGAUGUGCUCUACAAGCUCUACAUCGAGGACAGGAAGUCCCUCGAGGAGAUCAUGCAGUACAUGCGAGAAGUCGCCAACUUCACUCCCUCCAAGCGCGCUUUUCAGACACAAUUCAAGAGAUGGGGUUUUCCGUCGAAACGCAAGCCAUCGUUUCGCGACGAGGACUUGCUUGAUCGCGUGAGGCAGCUAUGGGAGGCAAACUACAGUCAACGCAACAUGCUUCAUACUCUUCAAGCCGAGGGUCACGAUAUCAAGGAACGCGAGUUGAUGCGACUGCGUGCUAAGAACCGCUGGCUCAUGCGCAUUCCCAACGGUGCCAAGCAGACGCCCGCCGAUGACGCCGAAGCUCGACUCGAAGGGCAGUUGAUCGAGGCUGCGAAAAGUGACGAGGGCAUCGCUCAACCAAAUCAACAACCAGUCCUCGAGGAUCCACCACCAGAUUUUGUGGAGCGCCAAAAGGAGAGACUCCAAGAACUUCAAGCCAUCAGUGACCUGCGCUGGAGAGAGAAAAAACGCCGCCGUCGCACCAAGGGAUACGCAGGUCUUCCACCCGAUCCUGCGGGCAUGCCACCGCGUUUCCCCUCCGAGACUACGCUUGAGGAAAGCAGGGAGAUCUUGGCUCUUGAUGCGAGGCAAUAUCGGGCCAUUCGCGAUCAGUUCCAGGCAAUUUGUGAGGAGGAGCAAAUCAUGCAAAAGACCGUUGCUGGAACCGAGAAAUGGCAAGCCGUCAAGGAUCGACUGGUUCGCGAGAAUAGCCUGUUGCAGGCCGUGAUGUGGCAGAACACCACCAACCUUCAAUCCAAAGAGCUCGCCCUAGACGUUAUCUGCACCGAUGUUACGAAGCGCAUCCGGACAAUGGGUCGACGGUUGACCAUCUUGGAGUCCAAGAAGGUGUUGGGCUUGAACCCGGAUCAAAGUCGACAAGUCCGUGGCGAGUUCUACGAGAUCCUCGAAUCGGAGUACUACACUAGUAAACUCGAGAUGGGACCAGCAAAGUGGAAGGAACUCAAAGAUCGCUGGGUUGCCAAUAACUCAUAUCUCCAGAGCAUCCUCGCCGCGAGCGAGGCCGAUCCCGAGCACAACAGAAAGCUAGCGGCAAUGGAGCUCUUGUGUCGGGACGUAAUGAAGCGUGUGCGAGACGAUCGAGCGAAGAAGAAGGGCACUUUCAGGAAAAAGCCCGCUCCCGUUCAACCUUCGACGACCUAUGCCGAAGACACUGCACCACAGCCCCCUGCGUCGCCUGUCGCUCCCGCACCAGCCUCUGCCAGCAGCGCGUACCGCGAUGCCCUGCCUGCGAAUCCGUUUGGUGGUGUAUCAACCGCGGCACCGCAUAAUAAUGAUUUGUCAGACCUUCAAAUCGACCCCAACCUGUUGCAGGUGGCGGAUCAUCUAGGCACCCCACAAGUGUCAAGCGUGACGCCUGUGUAUGUCCGUCCGCAUCCCAACUCGACCAUGUACACGAACACAAAACUCUCACUUGGGUCUUUGACCGGCCGCACUGUUCAGGAGCUCCAUGCAAUGCUUGCAGCCAAGUAUCCCCAUGCUAAGGCGGAACAAAUCAAGGGUAUUGACAAAGACGCUGUGGGCAACGAGAUCCCCUACCUCAUUGAGGAAGAUGAUGAGUUGGAGGGGUAUCUCGACCACGUCCAAGGACGCAAGGCUACGUUUGUCGUGCUGCUCAAGAGGGCUUGA